AGGUGAAAGGUAUUCCAAAGGACCUCGUGGGCAACAGCAUGUCCAUAGACUUUGAGUUUCCCUAUCCCAGCGAUGAAGUACAAAAGGGCACUACCAAACCAUUCAAAGGUUCAGCCGAACACACACUCAACCAUGUGGAACGCAUCACCAUCGGACGUAACAAG
Messenger RNA from Sphaeroforma arctica JP610, 164 nucleotides. RefSeq lists its product as hypothetical. Lineage: Eukaryota; Ichthyosporea; Ichthyophonida. The transcript has a single exon. The record is from RefSeq and is a predicted model, not a curated record. The annotation marks the transcript as partial.